This is a messenger RNA of Parastagonospora nodorum SN15, 645 nucleotides long. RefSeq lists its product as hypothetical. NCBI's taxonomy places the organism in Eukaryota, Fungi, Ascomycota, Dothideomycetes, Pleosporales, Phaeosphaeriaceae. The transcript has 3 exons. Bases 1 to 645 code for a protein of 214 amino acids. The record is from RefSeq and is a predicted model, not a curated record.
AUGUCGAUGAAUGGGAACCUGCCGCAACAGCAGGCUUUUCUAGACAGAUCAGGAGUGUUGCUUGGGUCUGAUGUACCCUACCAGUUCCCACCCUACAACCCGAGGUUCGUAAAACACCAGUUUGGUCGGCAUCAUCGAAGUGUGAACGAGACGGCUAACAGACACAGUCCACAAGGUAUUGGCCAUGGUUAUGACAGAGUUUCGAGGUCAUAUAUACCUUCUACCGGGGGUUUCGAAGAUCCAAGCAACUUUUCAUCCGACCCAGGCAGACAAUCCCAUGAGUUCUGGGGCGACCAUUCCGCAGCACCCCACUCGCCAUACUCGUAUAGCUCGUCCGGAAUAGAGCCAUACUCUCCGCCACCUGAGCUUCAUCUAGGCAAUGUGAAUGACAGCGUGGCUUGUCCUCAUGGUUGUGGAACAAUUUUGACUGGUGUUCAUGCGUUUGGAAACCUGACCCGCCAUCUCAAAACGAAAGGAUGCUCAGCCUCCGGGAAAGCAAAAGUCGAGCACUUGUGUCAAGUGCAUGGUUGCGGCAGGAAGUAUUCUCGAUCGGACGGCUUAAGAGUUCACAUGCGGAGGCGACACGGUGCUGGUUUGCCACAGAAACCCGGGCUGCUCGAUCAAAGUCAUGAUGACGAGCCAUGA